AUUCGCCAUCAGCCGAGGAGAAUAAACGGGUUCUGUUUUCAUAUUUUGAAUAGAACGGUUUUUGCCCUCGAAUAUAUAAUAAAUAUAUAAACGAAAUAUUUUUUGGCAUAAACAUAUUAUUCGGUGAUAUCUCGUUAAUAAAAUAAACAAAUAUGUGUCGCUUCAGCGUAUUUCUGUGUUUGGUCGCCAUCCCAGUAAUCUCCAAUCUUGUUGGAGCUGACGCUGGAGUAGACGAAUACACUGUGGAUUCGUUUGAUUUCUUGGAUAUGCCCAAUGACUGCUACGGAAAAAACUACUGUUUUACAAAGGGUGAUUCCUACCCCCAGAAGGACAUUGACACUUUGUUAGAAAAUAUUCCCCAGGCGUUGGAGAGACUGCUAAAAGAUCGCCAAUCUUCCUACAUCCAAGAAGAUGACGAUGUCAACUGCCCAGCAAAUACCAUCUUUAAGGACAAGCCUAUUUACUAUGUCAGAGAUAGUAGUGGUGAAGUUAGAGCAGUUGUGCAGUCUGAUACAAAAUUUUUGCAGAGUUACAGUACUAAGGAAUGCUUAUAUGAGGGCAGAAUCACUAACAAAUCGCCACACCUGAAUAACACUUCUUUUGUGGAGGGACCGGUUCUUAAUAAGUUCAAUAUCACAUGUGAGACCAAGUUUCUUGAUUUCGAUUUCUUCGUUUUAAACACCGAAUACCCUGAGCCUAGAAUGGAAGUUGUAACAACCGCUAUACCCAUUGCGUGCAGAUGCCAAAUGAAUAAGUUAAAUACAAAAUUUUAUAAGCGUUAACAUCGAUAUAUGGGUAUCAAUUUUCUUUAGACAACACUGCUUACAUAAUGGAUUUGAAUAAGAUAAUAAGUAUUUAUUUAAAGUAAGUGUAAAUGUUUUUUUUUGUGAAAUAAACAAGAUUAUAAACGAA
Molecule: messenger RNA, 912 nt
Organism: Helicoverpa zea (corn earworm)
Lineage: Eukaryota; Metazoa; Arthropoda; Insecta; Lepidoptera; Noctuidae
Exons: 6
Coding region: 153-782 (209 amino acids)
Source: RefSeq, a predicted model, not a curated record